AUGGCCUUGGUUGAUCGUCAUGUACCUGAUGUGGACUAUCGAAAAUACUCUCUCUUACCAGCGGGAAAACAUGCGGGUCAUUGCGAAUCACACAAUGGAGCCCCUGUAAAUGCCAAUGGCUCUGCGAAACCACGGCAAGACAAUGAAAGAAUUACACAAGCGAAACAGAAGAAGAGAAGACAAAAGAAGAAGAACGAAGGCGCUGUUGCAGUAAUCUGUCAAUGGGUUGUGGAUCAUCAAAUUGGUCUUUCGAUCAAUCUAAUACUCCUUCACGCCUUGAGUAGUAUUUUCAUACCUCGCGCACGAAAUACUACUCGCAAGUUCUACCAGUUAUCACAUUACAACCAGGCCUCUGGAAAGUACAGUGCAGGGUGGGACGAUCUCUACUUGGUUUGGUACUCGAUCGUCGCCCUGACUGGACUACGCGCAGCGACCAUGGAACAUGUGCUGGUGCCACUGGCGAGCCUUGGUGGUAUCAAUAAGUCGAAAGAGAGGGUCAGAUUCGCUGAACAAGCUUGGAUUCUCAUCUAUUAUUCCGUCUUCUGUCCUCUUGGACUGUCUAUCAUGUACAAUCGUGAGCACUGGCUCAACAACAAGGAGCUCUGGACUGGCUGGCCCAGUCGAGAGAUUGACGGAUCAAUGAAAUGGUAUUAUCUUGUGCAAUUCAGCUUUUGGCUGCAACAAAUUGUCAUCCUCGCUAAACUACUGAAAUAUAUGAAAUACCAACUUGCAUGCGACAUAGCUUUUGGCGUGUUCAUGUUGGUCUGGUUUGUGGCACGGCAUGUACUUUACCCAAAGGUGGUAUAUUCAGUUUACAAGGAUCUUCCGGAACAAACAAGAUACGGCUGCUACUCAGGCGGCGGGCAAAGCGUGAAAGGCCCUCUCGACUUUCCACCGGGGUACUCUUGGUUAUUGAGCCCAUUCCGAGACCCAGACGGUAUUGUCUGUUGGGAUGAUCGAGUGAAAUGGGGCUUUAUCUACGCCCUCUCUGCGUUGGAAGUCCUCUUCGUACUCUGGUUUAGCAUGAUCCUUAAGGUGGCCGUAAAGGUGUUGAAGGGCGGCGGCGCUGAUGAUUCAAGAAGUGAUGACGAAGACGAGGAAGAAGAGGAAGAGGCAGAGAUAGUUGAUAAUUCAACGCGCCAACAGCCUUCACCGCCACGACCUUACGAGGAAGAAGUAGGCGUUGAAGGGAUCACACUCCACAAGCAACGCUCAAGUCCGGUACGAAGAUUUAGGAAGGCCGGUGGUGUCUCCAGUGGGGUUACUCUUCAGAGUGACAGGAAGGAGCUUUUAGGUAGGAUUGGCUGUGAUGGAGGACACGAUUGA
Molecule: messenger RNA, 1326 nt
Organism: Bacidia gigantensis
Lineage: Eukaryota; Fungi; Ascomycota; Lecanoromycetes; Lecanorales; Ramalinaceae
Exons: 4
Coding region: 1-1326 (441 amino acids)
Biological process (GO): ceramide biosynthetic process
Cellular component (GO): membrane
Molecular function (GO): sphingosine N-acyltransferase activity
Source: RefSeq, a predicted model, not a curated record